AUGGAUACUCAUAAGUAUCAAAAAAUUAUACAAAUUUCAACGUGCAUUGAUCAAAAUCUUUCAUCAUCAAAUAUUCAACAACAAACUAUCAAAAAUGGUUUACAUCUAUUACCAAAUGAAAUUUUAUUUUGUAUAUUUGAUUAUCUACUACCUAUCGAUAUUGUUCGAGCAUUUCAAUAUGACUUACCACGAUAUGGUAUACUUAUUCAACAACAUAUUGUUGUACAUGGUUUUAAUUUAGUAAAUAUUAAGCCGAAUGAUUUUCAUUUAUUACCAAUAUGUUUAUCGCUGAUCAAACAGCAACAUCUAAGUAUAUGUGUUAAUGAUAAUUAUCUAUCAACUGUACUUAACUCUGUACCAUCACUUAGUACACUUACUGUAAUUCUUAAUAGAUCUUUUGAACAAAGUUUUCUAUCAAAUAUUCAACAUAAAUCAAUUAAUUGCACGAAAUUAAUACUUCAAUAUACACCUAGCAAUCAUCGUCAAAUGAAUGAUAUUGAUAUUAUACCAUUAUUAUCAGUAUUAGUUGAUACACUCAUUCUACGUAAUGUUGUUUUUCUUGUCGAUCAGUCAAUAACGCAUUAUACUUGCAAUUCAUUACGUCAUAUUCGAUGUAUUUUAAAAAAUGAAAAUGAUCUUUAUCAGCUCUUAAUACGAUCUCCUAUGCUAAUAUCAAUUGAUAUACGACUUGUAUCUUAUGAAAUACUUGAAAUUUCAACAGUAUUACCAUUACCAAAACGUUUUCGAAUAGAAUAUCCAUAUGGAACAAUACUUAAUCUAAGUAAAUUUCCUGAAGAAAUCAGAUAUUAUGAUCAAACCAUCUAUUCUCUUCCUUGGUUGGAAACAAAUUCUUCUUUAGUACUUCGGUCUUGUAAUCCUCAAAACUAUCUAAACAGUUUUCCUCAUUCAUUACCAUAUAUUCAUCAACUUACGAUUGAAUGUACAUCAGAGCCAUGGUCAUCUGAAUUCGUUAAAUUUCUUCAUCAAACAUUUCCAAAUACACGUACGCUAUAUGCGAUGCAGGAAGAUAAUGGAAGACGAAUAGUAAUGACAAUUAUUACGUCAAAUGAUAGAAAAAAAGGUCGAUGUACAUUAUAUCAACCGUAUCAUCAAACGUCAAAUGACUUAACAUCACUUCCAGAACCAAUACGUUUUAUCAAUACUGAUCGUGUUUAUUAUUAA
This is a messenger RNA of Rotaria sordida, 1182 nucleotides long. Lineage: Eukaryota; Metazoa; Rotifera; Eurotatoria; Philodinida; Philodinidae. The record is from the annotation of a GenBank genome assembly.